AAGCCAGCGACACUGAUGCCAGGGUCAAACCGUCGUUGGGAGCACUCAAGAUGAGUUGCGUUGUAGAGCAGGCGGCAGACAUCCUGUCAGUGACAGACCUGGUCCGGGAGAGAUGGAGGGUGGUGAGUGACUUAAAUACUACCGGCUGCAGAAAGGGCACAGCUAGCUUCGGUCAAAUCUGUCUUGUUGCUGCGCCCAUUCUCAUAGCCAGACUGCAGCAGAGAUAUUUUCAAGGAAGCUUUCUCUAAUGUGUUCAUUAAUUCAACAUUUCUUUAGAAUAUCAUGUUCAACUUUGGAUAUGGACUACCGGUAUGAAAUGUUGUGUGUGUGUGUGUGUACCUUUUUUAUUUCUGUAGGUACAGUACGGGACUUUUCACACAGGACACUCACAUUUUCACUCUCUCUCUCUCCUCCCUCCACCUCUCUCGUUUCUUUCUUUACUACCUGAAUUCUACGUUCUCCUCCAUUCCAUUUGCAGGUGAAGAAGAUUGGCGGGGGAGGCUUCGGGGAGAUCUACGAGGUACUGGAUCAACUGAGCCUGGUCAACGUGGCACUGAAGGUGGAAUCUGCACGGCAGCCCAAACAGGUGCUGAAGAUGGAGGUGGCUGUGCUGAAGAAGCUCCAGGGUGAGAGACAAGGGCCCUGUUGGAAUACAGUAGGACCUCAGAGAUACAAAUAAGUCUAAAAUGGACGUAGUUCGUAAAACACUGAAAUGUCCAUAACUUGGAAUUUCAUUCAAAAACCCGCAUCAAACCUUUAUGGAAAAUAUUGAUUGCAUAUUUACAUUAAUCAUUUAGGCAGAUACUGUACAUAUCUGGUGUGUUUUAGGGCAUGUAAGCAACAUUUAUGUUUCUCUGUUUCAGGUAAAGAUCACGUGUGUCGCUUUGUGGGCUGUGGUCGUAAUGACCGCUUCAACUAUGUGGUGAUGGAGCUUCAGGUAGGGUGUGUGUGCGUACCUGCCCUUUGAAAUAUUUGAAUCCUUUUGAUUGUAAUGUGAUUCGUGGAUUCAAAUAAAGUAUUUGAAAUGUUCAAAUAAAGUAUUUGAAAUGUGUGUGUAAAAGCAUGAUUGAGUAGCUCAGCCUUGGGUGACCAUGACAAUGUCCCAUACCCCACACCACAAACAUUACCUUACUGUAUCCUAUAGGGGAGGAAUCUGGCAGACCUGCGCAGAACUAUGUCUCGCGGCACCUUCACCGUCUCCACCACUCUGAGGCUGGGCCGGCAGAUGUUGGAGGCCAUCGAGAGCAUCCACUCUGUGGGCUUCCUGCACCGGGACAUCAAACCGGUAAGAGGUCAUGGGAUCAUGGCGAGGGAACAAUGUGGGGGUGAUGCAUCAGGAGUGAGGGAACAAAAUGAGAGCAUAAAGGAGUUCCUGGUAACGCCUGAACUUAAAGCGUUAAUGCAGGUAUAUCGCAUUAUUAUGCAGUUAAAAUGUAUUGAACGCCUUGUCAUAAGCGUGUAUGACCCCCCCUUAUAAUGUCUAAUGGUCAUCUCAUAAUGAUCCUGACUAAAUCCCAGCCAUUUUUAUUUAGUAGGAACAUUUAAUAAUACAUAAUAAUAAUACAUAAUACUUAUUGUAAGCCUUAUUAUAAAACAACAAGUUAUAAAGCAUUAUACCAGGCUCUGUAGUAAAGUGUUACCGGGUUUACCUGGAGAUGAUUGGUAAGGACGAGACGGAGUAGCACUGACCGAUGUUACCUGUGUUUUUUUACUGCUCCAGUCAAACUUUGCCAUGGGGCGCCUGGCCAGCACGUGCCGCUGCUGCUACAUGCUUGACUUUGGUCUGGCCCGGCAGUUCACCAACUCUUGUCAGGAAGUGCGCCCUGUAAGUAUUCGUGUCACGACUCAGGAUGAGACACUGGAGGCGGACACUUUGAAUUAUUAUACAACAGGGGGGCAAACGGCAGGUCAAGGUCAGGCAGAGGUCAGUAAUCCAAGGCAGAGUCAAUCAGGGACAGAACAGCAGACAGGGUCGGGGUCAGGCUCAGGGUCGGCAGAAAACAAAACUAGGGAAAACAAGCUGGAACAACCUGACAAGACGAACUGGCAACAGACACAGAAAACGCAGGUAUAAAUACACAGGAGAUAAUGGGGACAAAUAGGAGACACCUGGUGGGGGGUUGGAGACAAGCACAAGACAGGUGAAACCGAUCAGGGUAUGACAACUCCUGCCUGUGUGUGUACGUGCGUGUAUGUAUUCGGUCUCAGCUUCAUUUGUGAAAUUCUCUGGCUACAUUCCAAUGUCCACUUAUAAUGAAGCAAUAUAUUGGGCAUGCAUUCUAAAUAGUAUGCUAGUGUAAAUAAAUAAAUAGCUUCAAUCUAAUUUCUUAUCGCUCUUUCUUUUUUUCUCCUUUCUUUCUUUCUCAGCCUCGUCCUGUGGCAGGGUUCAGGGGAACAGUGCGCUAUGCCUCAGUCAAUGCACACAAGAAUAAGGUGAGUCUCUCCCCCUCUCCUUUACUUGUGGUAAACCUUAUACUAUAUAUACAGUACCAAUAAAAAGUUUGGACACACCUACUCAUUCAAGGGUUUUUCUUUAUUUUUUACUAUUUUCUACAUUGUAGAAUAAUAGUGACGACAUCAAAACUAUGAAAUAACACAUAUGGAAUCAUGUAGUAACAAAAAAAAGUGUUAAACAAAUCCAAAUAUAUUUGAGAUUCUUCAAAUAGCCACCCUUUGCCUGUGGAUGUAUUUCAAGGCUUACCUUCACUCAGUGCCUCUUUGCUUGACAUCAUGGGGAAAAUCAAAAGAAAUCAGCCAAGACCUCAGAAAAAAGAUUGUAGACCUCCACAAGUCUGGUUCAUCCUUGGGAGCAAUUUCCAAACGCCUGAAGGUACCACGUUCAUCUGUACAAAGAAUAGUACGCAAGUAUAAACACCAUGGGACCACGCAGCCAUCAUACCGCUCAGGAAGGAGACGCGUUCUGUCUCCUAGAGAUGAACAUACUUUGGUGCGAAAAGUGCAAAUCAAUCCCAGAACAACAGCAAAGGACCUUGUGAAGAUGCUGGAGGAAACAGGUACAAAAGUAUCUAUAGGACAUAACCUGAAAGGCCGCUCAGCAAGGAAGAUGCCACUGCUCCAAAACCACCAUAAAAAAGCCAGACUACUGUUUGCCACUGCACAUGCGGACAAAUAUUGUACUUUUUGGAGAAAUGUCCUGUUGUCUGAUGAAACAAAAAUAAAUCUGUUUGGCCAUAAUGACCAUCGUUAUGUUUAGAGGAAAAAUGGGGACGCUUGCAAGCCGAAGAACACCAUCCCAACCGUGAAGCACGGGGGUGGCAGCAUCAUGCUGUGGGGGUGCUUUGCUGCAGGAGGGACUGGUGCACUUCACAAAAUAGAUGGCAUCAUGAGGAAAUAAAAUUAUGUGGAUAUAUUGAAGCAACAUCUCAAGACAUCAGUCAGGAAGUUAAAGCUUGUUCGCAAAUGGGUCUUCCAAAUGGACAAUGACCCCAAGCAUUCUUCCAAAGUUGUGGCAAAAUGGCUUAAGGACAACAAAGUCAAGGUAUUGGAGUGGCCAUCACAAAGCCCUGACCUCAAUCCUAUAGAACAUUUGUGGGCAGAACUGAAAAAGCGGGUGUGAACAAGGAGGCCUACAAACCUGACUCAGCUACACCAGCUCUGUCAGGAGGAAUGGGCCAAAAUUCACCCAACUUAUUGUGGGAAAGCUUGUGGAAGGCUACCCGACAUGUUUGACCGAAGUUAAACAAUUUAAAGCCAAUUCUACCAAAUACUAAUUGAGUGUAUGUAAAUUCUGACCCACUGGGGAUGUGAUUAAAUAAAUAAAAGCUGAAAUAAAUCAUUCUCUCUACUAUUAUUCUGACAUUUCACAUUCUUAAAAUAAAGUGGUGAUCCUAACUGACCUAAGACAGGGAAUUUUUACUAGGAUUACAUUUCAGGAAUUGUGAAAAACUUGAGUUUAAAUGUAUUUGGCUAAGGUGUACAGUCGUGGUCAAAAGUUUUGAGAAUGACACAAGUAUUUGUCUUCACAAAGUUCGCUGCUUCAGUGUUAUGAGAGAUUUUUGUCAGAUGUUACUAUGGUAUACUGAAGUAUAAUUACAAGCAUUCCAUAAGUGUCAAAGGCUUUUAUUGACAAUUACAUAAAGUUUAUGCAAAGAGUCAAUAUUUGCAGUGUUGACCCUUCUUUUUCAAGACCUCUGCAUUCCGCCCUGGCAUGCUGUCAAUUAACUUCUGGGCCACAUCCUGACUAAUGGCAGCCCAUUCUUGCAUAAUCAAUGCUUGGAGUUUGUCAGAAUUUGAGGGGUUUUGUUUGUCCACCCGCCUCUUGAGGAUCGACCACAAGUUCUCAAUUGGAAAAAUGUUUUGUUCCCCGAGCCACAGUUAUCACUUUUGCCUUAUGGCAAAGUGCUCCAUCAUGCUGGAAAAGGCAUUGGUCGUCACCAAACUGUUCUUGGAUGGUUGGGAGAAGUUGCUCUCGGAGGAUGUGUUGGUAACAUUCUUUAUUCAUGGCUGUAUUUUUAGGCAAAAUUGUGAGUGAGCCCACUCCCUUGGCUGAGAAGCAACCCCACACAUGAAUGGUCUCAGGAUGCUUUACUGUUGGCAUGACACAGGACUGAUGGUAGCGCUCACCUUUUCUUCUCCGGACAAGGUGUUUUCCGGAUGCCCCAAAACAAUCGGAAAGGGGAUUCAUCAGAGAAAAUGACUUUACCCCAGUCCUCAGCAGUCCAAUCCCUGUACCUUUUGCAGAAUAUCAGUCUGUCCCUGAUGUUUUUCCUGGAGAGAAGUGGCUUCUUUCCUGCCCUUCUUGACACCAGGCCAUCCUCCAAAGGUCUUCGCCUCACUGUGCGUGCAGAUGCACUCACACCUGCCUGCUGCCAUUCCUGAGCAAGCUCUGCACUGGUGGUGCCCCGAUCCCGCAGCUGAAUCAACUUUAGGAGAUGGUCCUGGCGCUUGCUGGACUUUCUUGGGCGCCCUGAUGCCUUCUUCACAACAAUUGAACCUCUCUCCUUGAAGUUCUUGAUGAUCCGGUAAAUGGUUUAUUUAGGUGCAAUCUUACUAGCAGCAAUAUCCUUGCCUGUGAAGCCCUUUUUGUGCAAAGCAAUGAUGACGGCACGUGUUUCCUUGCAGGUAACCAUGGUUAACAGAGGAAGAACAAUGAUUUCAAGCCCCACCCUCCUUUUAAAGCUUCCAGUCUGUUAUUCUAACUCAAUCAGCAUGACAGAGUGAUCUCCAGCCUUGUCCUCGUCAACACUCUCACUUGUGUUAACGAGAGAAUCACUGACAUGAUGUCAGCUGGUCCUUUUGUGGCAGGGCUGAAAUGCAGUGGAAAUGUUUUUUGGGGAUUAAGUUCAUUUUCAUGGCAAAGAGGGACUUUGCAAUUAAUUGCAAUUCAUCUGAUCACUCUUCAUGACAUUCUGGAGUAUAUGCAAAUUGCCAUCAUCAAAACUGAGGCAGCAGACUUUGUGAAAAUUAGUAUUUGUGUCAUUCUCAAAACUUUUGACCACGACUGUGUGUAAACUUCCGACUUCAACUGUAUGUAUGUAUGUAUGUAUGUAUGUAUGUAUGUAUGUAUAGCUGUAUGACUACAUGUUCUCACCUUGCUCACCCAUGAUGUGCGUGUCUGGGGUCUGCAGGAGAUGGGUCGCCAUGACGACCUCUGGUCUCUCUUCUACAUGCUGGUAGAGUUCAUGGUGGGCCAGCUACCAUGGAGGAAGGUCAAAGACAAAGUAAGUGUGUGUGUGUUCGUGCAUGUGUGUAUGUGUGUGUGUACGUGCGUGUGUGUUCAUGCUCUUUUCCCUCUACUCACAGGAACAGGUGGGGAACCUAAAGGAGGCCUACGACCAUCACCUCAUGCUCAAACAUCUCCCCUCAGAGUUCAGCGUCUUCCUGGAUCAUAUUCUGACCCUGGACUACUACACUAAGCCUGACUAUCAGGUAUAUAGCUUUCCAUAUGUGCUCGUUACCUCAUAAAUAUCCAGUAAAUAUCCAGUCUUCCUCAAACUAGAAUUUGAAUUUUAGUUUGCUUCCUGAUUUGACUGAUUUUGAAUGGAAUUGAACCCAACCCCUGUGCCCAUGUGUCUCUGUCUGCCAACAAUAGAAAUUCUUCCCAUUGUCUCGUAAUGCUAAAUGUCAAUGUUUUGGGUUCUGUUCCAGCUACUAAUAUCAGUGUUUGAGAAUGCCAUGAAGAGCCACAGUGUGUUGGAGAACGACCUGUAUGACUGGGAGAGGUGUGACUCGGAGGAUAUGCUUACCAUCACCGCCUCCGCCACCACAGCUCAGCAAUUCACCCGACUCACACCAGCUUACAUGGGGUAAGAACUGCAAUAAUGGUGGACUUAUUGUUUUUAAAAAGUAGGGGAGAGGUAGAACGGUGUGGUAUCAGAAGUUGGGUAACUUUCCCAGAAUUCCUGUUUAUUGCAUCCCCAUUCCAGGAAUCUUUCAACCUGGAUUUCUGGAAAACCUGGACAUUUUGGGAAAGUUCCCGAAAUUUUGCAACUCAAAUCCAAAGUACCGUAUUUUCCGCACUAUAAGGCGCACCGGAGUAUAAGCCGCAGCAGCUAAAUUGAAUGAUAUUGAAUGAUGUGUACAUAUAUAAGCCGCACUGGACUAUAAGCCGCAGGUGUUUUAAUGUUUAAUUACCAUAUGUAAGGGUUUGUGCACAGAGGGGAUUGUCGGGAAAGAGAUGGCUGCUUGAGGAAGCUCCCAUUUAUUAACAUUUCAACAAACAAGUUGCAUAUUUGCAUAACGUAUUCCAGCAAAAUUAGUUAAUAGCGUCACAAUCAUUUAACCACUUAACUUUGGUUAUUUUUGAAAAACCUUGAAAAAGUGUGCUCAUCUUUGAAUAUUUAUCUACAUUAUAGCCUACAGUAGUACCAUAACAAAAAACUAAGCUUACAGCGCUUGACGAGGCAAUAUCAAUGGCUAAAUUAAAUUUGUUUUUUUUAAAGUGCAAAAUAAAGUGCCUGUAACACGACAGUAAGCGCGUAAACCUAAAGUUGCAGCAACACGGCUGCUUAAAAUAUACGGUAAUCAGCCUACCAGAAAAGUCAUUAAUCCUCGUCUUCAUCUUUUAGGCUAAGGUGCAGUACACGGCUGUAACCAGAAAAGUCAAGUCAUUAAUCCUCAUCUCCGUCUUCUUCCUGCGUACUAAAACCACCAAAGUCCUCAUCUUCAGUGUCGGAAACGAACAGGCUCAGGGUGGCUUCGUCAGCCACUCUCCUCUCUCCUUCGUUGACGCUCUCAAAACCAACGAACUCCUCUUCGUCACUGUCGGAAUCGAACAGACUCUGAAGGGCCUCAGCUGUGGCGGCGUCCUCCUCUUCAUCACGCAGCAGUCCAGCCUUUCGGAACCCGUUAAUGAUCGUGGAUGUUUUGACACUCCUCCACGCUAUCAGGAUCCACUCGCAAACUUGAGCGAAAGUUGCUUUUCGCAUGCGACCAGUUUUGGUGAAUGAUUUAUCGCCGCUAGUCAUCCACGCCUCCCACUGAAAGCGUAGUGCCACUUUGAACGCACGAUUGACACUGAUGUCGAGUGGCUGCAGAUGCUUCGUUGUGCCCCCAGGAAUCACAGCUGGAAUCGAGUUUGUGCUCUUGAUGGCUGCUUUCACAUAAUCCGUUAUAUGGGCCCUCAUGCUGUCCAAAACGAGCAAAGCUUUUUUUUGGCGAAAGAAUCCUCCAGGGCGCUUGACGUAGCACUCAUUCAGCCACUCAUUCAUUACGCUUUCCAUCAUCCACCCUUUCUUGUUGACUUUAAAGGAGAUGCCGUUCAGGAUCUUUUCUUUUGGCAUUGUAAUCCGCUUAAAAAUCACCAUUGGCGGAAGCUUUAAUCCAGAUGCUGUGCAGCCAAGAACACAAGUGAAAUUCGUUCUCUCGUGGCCAGUGGUUCUCAACGUGAUGGACGAUUCACCUUUCUUGUUAACAGUCCUAGUGAGAGGCAGGUCAAACGUCAAAGGCACUUCAUCCAUAUUUAUGAUCUGGUCCGGUCCGAUGGAAUAUUCCUCUAUCAUUCUUUGUGUGAAUUCGCCGAAGUUUGUUAUUUUUUCCUGGUAGUCGGGAGGGAGUUGCUGACACACAGUCGUCCGCGCCCUGAUGGAGAGUCCCUUUCGUCUCAUAAAUCUGAAACACCAGGAUGGUCCACCUCUAAAAUUUUCAAUUUUCAUUUCGGUGGCGACUGUUUCAGCUUUCAGUCGGAUCUGCACGGUGGAAACACCUCGGCCGUCUGCUCUCUGUGUGUUCACCCAAUCUUCAAGAAAGUCUUCAAGUUCGGGCCAUCUGCUUUUAUUACCUCUGAAAGCUUUUUUUGACUUUUUGCAUUGAGACAGUUCUUCCCGCUGGCGUCUCCAACGUCUCACCAUUGACUCAUUGAUGCCAAGGCUACGUGCAGCAGCUCUAUUUCCUUCUUUUACAGCCAGAUUGACUGCCUUUAACUUAAAAGCUGCAUCAUAUGCAUUUCUACGUUUGUUUUCCAUAAUGAGGGUUUGUGCAUGAAAACUUCCUUUGCACAAACUGUCUCGCUCUCGUAAUGUCUGUCUGUCUUGCUCUCGUUCUGUCUCUCGUACCACUCUCGGUUCCACUUUUACUUUUGCGCGCUACCUGUCUCACUCUUUUCCGGCCUCCAGCUUUUCCUGCUGGAGCCCGCCGCUUAAAGGUGGGGGGCGCGGACCGGUCAUAGAGCACAUAGAGUUAAAGUUGGUGGACUGUAACCUGUAAAAUCCAUAGAUUUAGGAGGUCUUCUAGUGGCCGUUAGCUGUAAAAAUCCAUAGAUUAGCCGCACCGUUAUAUAAGCCGCAGGGGUCGAAAAAUGGGAAAAAAGGCGCGGCAUAUAGUCCGAAAAUUACGGUAGUAACUGUUCUAUUCUAAAAUGCAGAAAUGUACUUUGUCUGGCUUCGUGUUGAUUGGUGUGAUGCAGAAUAUUUGUGUGAAUGCUUGUAAUUGAUGCCUCAUUGGUCAGCAUUUGCUGAUUGGACUGUAAUAUCUUCCUUCAAGUCGACGGCGUCCAACUUUUGUCCCACUCAUGCAAGUCAACCCAUGGGUUGUUUUUAUAUUCCAAGCUUUUUGGGGGGAAGGGGAAACCUGCAUAGUCAGUCAGCGAUCCCUUGGAAACCACCGGCCUAAUUUGUACUCAGGAAAGUAGCAGCUAAAUGACCUUUCUUUCUCUUUCUCUAUCUCUCCCUCCCUUUCUCACUCCCUCCCUGCCUCCCUCUCUCCCUCCCUUUCUCACUCCCUCCCUGCCUCCCUCUCUCUCUCCUGUCUCUUACUCUUCUCACCUUUCUCACUCCCUCCCUGCCUCCCUCUCUCUCUUGUCUUUCUCUAUCUCUCCCUCCCUCUCUCUCUCCUCCCUCCCUCUCUCUCUCCUGCCUCCCUUUCUCUCUUAUCUAUCUCCCUCUCUCCUCUCGUCCUUCUCUCUCUCCCCCCAGCAUGGCCAACGCCUCGGUGCUCCCCGGCGAGCUGCAGAGGGAGAACACUGAGGACGUACUGCAGGGCGAGCGCCUCAGCGACGCCGACAACUGCCCCCCCAUCCCGGCCCAGCACCAACGCGCUGCCCAGGGUGCCGACGUGUGGGAGGAGUUGGACCGCAACCGCAAACACGCCGCAGCCCAGCAACAUCAAAAACAGCUCAUCAGGAAGGUCCGGAUUGGAACACAUACAUAUUUCAUUUUUUUGUGAUUUCUUAAAAUGUAUUGACCAUAAAAAUAAAUACUGGGAUGGAGACAGAGGAACACACUGUCAUGCUAUGAAAGAAACACCCCUGUUAGUUUCCCUUUUACUGCUGCAGUUCAGCUAACCUUGUCUACGUCACCAGGAGCAUUUUCUAUGUUUCUAUACUGUUCUUAGUCCAGCUGCAACUGCAGGGAUGGAUAUUAACAAUGUACACAACACUACUGAGACCCAAUUAUGUUAUGGACUUCAUUGCAUUACUUAAACUUGGGACCCAGCGAUAUGACCUGACCAUAGACAGCAACAGCAAUCAAAUGUAUUACUAAGGGAGAAGCAAGAGGCUGAACAAGUUUAGCCUCUUACCUCAUCCUCUCUUUGUGUGUGUAAGAAGUCACCUGGCUUUGUUAACGUCAUUGUGGAAUCUACCUUUAAAAUAGUAUUUCCUACUCCCAACACCUUUUUUGUGACACAGCUAAAUUCCAACCCCUUCUCCAGGUGGUGAGUGAGGACGAGCACAGCCAGAACCAGGGGGGUAACCAGAGCCCCAACACAGGCUCCGUCCAGAGCUCCCCCAGACGGGUGCGCUCAGAGACCAUGUUCCUGGACCGGGCAGCCCCCCUGCUCCGGAGGAUGAGACACAGCCAGAGCCUGGCCUUUGAGAAGAGACUGGCCCCCGAACCCAAGCCCACCAUCGAACGCUUCCUUGAGGCCUAGUCAGUUCCUUUUACCAUUCUGCUACAGUAGUUUAAUAGUUUAUAUUGUGCUACAGUAUGCACUAGGACAGUGGUUCUCAAACCUCCUCUCGGGGACCGUUAGACAUUUCACAGUUUGGUUUUAACCCUGAACUACCACACCUGAUUCACCAGUCAAGGGCAUGAUGAUGUAAAAUCAGUGUUCUAGCUCUGGAAGAGAUCAACUUCAUGGAACUGUUGAGGGUCCCUGAGGACAGAUUAGAGAACCACUGCACUAGGACGAGGCAGGCACAAGGCAGAGUGAUAUGUUUUAACAAAUUAAGAGUUGUUAGACUUUUGUUUCACCCAAGCUCUUAUUUUGUUGGACUGUUCAUUGGCAAGUUAGGCAGAUUUUAUGUUGCUAUUUUCUAUCUCAUUUCCAUUAGUCAACUUUAAAGAUGAAUUGAACGAUUACUCAAAUGCCAAUUCCCAAAUGCCUAUAUUUCCAGUCUGGGGAAGCAGCGUCCACAGGAGCGAGAGAAGACCAUCCCCGAGAGCGGUGGGGGGCAGGGGGAGCAGGUUGGCACCCCCUGUGACGAGGACCAGGCGACAGGGACUCCCGGCGGAGUGGGGACCCCUGACCAGGACCAGGAGGAUGGGGCUGGGGCCAGCAGUGGAGGCUUUGUGGCCCUCAACCUUAGCCCCGUGCCCCAGGAGGGAGACUCCCAGGAGUGGGUGAUGCUGGAGCUGGAGCAGGGCGGAGGCAGCGGGGCCUCUGGGGCAGCCAAGCCUCCAGGAGAUGACGCUCUGGAUGGGGAUAAACCAGGGGCCCAAGCAGAGGCCGAGGCCCAGGACCAACAGCCUCCCUCAGCCCCGAUCAGUCCCGUCCAGUCCCACAUGGCCCUGCCCUGUACCUGGUUACUGGGCGGCAAGAGGCUGCCUGGGAUGCUAGGCCACAUGGGCCGAGCUCAGAUGGAGCAGGUGAGUGAGAGUUUGGCGGAAGAACUGCUCACACAUAUACUCCAUGCAUACAUACAGUUCUAUUACUUUUUCAAAAUGUCUUGGUGCAGCAUUUCUUAAAUAUGACCCUGACGGUGCAUUUACAUCCACUUUGAAGGAAAUGUUGUUUACUUCAGCAGGUAAUUUUUUGAAUGCUAAGAACUGUACACACCCACACACACACAAAAACAGAGAAAUCUGUACUUCUCUCUACUUGUGCCUCCUCACUCCAUCUCCCAAUAACCUCUGUCUCUAUUUACAGUCCCCCAACCCCGUGCCACAGUCCCCCGUGACAGAGAAGAGUGAAGCCAUACCACUAGAGGCCCCGUUCACCAGACCCACCGACCUCCAAGAGGGCAAGGUUGGCGAGAUGGUCCAGUCAGCCCCCAGCCCUGUGCCAAGCCUCAUCCCAGCCCACCUCGCAAACGAUAAAGACCCAGAGAGCGACUCUGGUCUCCCCGACCGUUCCUCUGAACCCAACCAGCGCCCCCAGGUGGAGAAAGCUAGAGGCGCCGCGGAGAGUGCCGGCACUGUCUCCUCCUCACCCCCACCGGUCCUCCUACGAAGGGACUCCCCCUCCUCGUCCAGACUGAGCCGCAUCCCCGUACGAGACCCAACCACUGCCCCGGAUUCCCCCACUCCCUUCACCAUGGACCACCGUCACCGCUGGAGCAGCCCUGUGCCCGGCUCGCCCUCCCACUCGCCCUCGCCAUCCCUCUCCUGCGACAACCUGCUGCCCUGUGGCGUCCGGGAGCGGCUCCUGUCCUGCUCAGACCGCGGCUCACGCUCCGACUGGCUUGGGGAGGACCGCGACUCCCUCUCGCUCUCCUCCUCAGGCAGCAGGAGUAAGAUCCCGCGUCCCGUCAACCCCCCUCCUCUGGGGCCCGAGCAGCAGCAGCAGCAGCUCUCCUCCUCCGGCAGGUUCCUGCCUCGCCCGCCUCCCGGGAAACCGCCCACACGCCUGGCUGUAGACAACAGGUAUGAAAAACAUGGCGUGAUGGCACAGCAUUGGGCCACAUUCAGUAGGGCAAGCAUUAUGGCACGUUGCAUAUAGAAAUGUGAUGAAUACCGCUGGUGUAAUUUCUCAUUGGACAGUCUCUAUUCUUCAGUCUGUCUGCUCUACAUUAUAUAGCCGUGUCUGAAUGUUCCACAACGUUGUGCCCUGCCGAACGCAACCCAGGUAGGCUGUAAUAGUAAGGGUUGCAGUUUAAAAAAACCUUACCUUACCCCUUCUGUUCUCUGCCCCAGUAGGCACCGGCGGUUCCGGGUGCGCGCCAGCAGCACCAGCGAUGCUGACUUCCUGGCCAGCCUGACCCAGCUGAUGAAGGACCGCGGCGGCGCACUCUUCAGUCCCCCGCCACGCCCCCGCAGCUCCUCCUCCUUGCUGCAGCGCUCACUCAGCUCCUCCCCCUCCCGUCACGAGCUCCGCGAGGGGUGCGGGGUCUUCCUGGGGCGCAGCUGCUCUCCGUCCAGCUUCUCGGGGUCCCCUCCCCCUCCGCGGUACCCCCAGGACAGGCUCAGCGGGCAGCAGGGAAUACCGUGGGGUGCAGGGCCCGGUGCCAGAGGGAGGGCCUUCAGCCACGAGGGCAAAGGCAGCGGCAAAGUGAGCCGAUAAGUGGACAGAAUGGAAAAAAGUUUUUUGUUCAGAAGCAGGAUAAAUGUUGUCCUGGAGGCAGAGCUGAGCGAUUUCCACUAGAUAGGCCAGCUGCAAAGUCAAAAUUGGCUAUAUAUUAUAACAAUUAGCUUUUUUGGGGGGUGUUGGUCUUAAUAUAUAAUGUUAGGUUUAAAAUGAUAUUUUAUGACUUUGUGGCUGUGUCAGCUAGUGACUACUCUGCAGAGCUGCCUCCAGUACAUGAGUCAUCCCAAUAAAUGGCAACCUGCUGUUCAGAAGGGCACACUGUAGUAAAAAGUUUUGCAACGGUAAACAGAAAUUAGCGUUUCUCAUUGGACACGUUCAUGAGGUACCUCUCCAUUUCACUGAGAUUCAAAACGUUUCCUCCCCACUGCACACGACCCAGGCUGCAAUGGUGACUAAGACUGUAAUAAUGUAUGUACAGAGAAUAUACUGUAUCUGGUCUUUGAUAGCAUGUGUAAAUAUAUAUUAUCUACUACUGUACUCCAGGGAAUGUAAAAUGUAUGAUAGAAUGUAUCUAUUUAUUUGUUGGAUGCGUCUCGAACAAAGUACUUGACAAAUGUAGCUCGAUUCCUCAGUCGAAAAGACAAAGGUUUCCUAAAAAAAACCUGUUCUCUCCCCGACCCUAGUCCUGUGCUCUUAACACUAUUUAUGUAUGUAUGUAUGCCAUGAGACCAAAAAGAUCUGUAUUGUAUCAUAUUUGAGGAAUGGAAAGGAGGUCUCCUUGUAUGUAUGGACCAUUAGAAAAACCUAGUAUAGAGAGCACUUUAGUGCUGUUCAAUCAAAAUACAUUUUCGUCUUAUUGCACCAACACAUCAGCCUUCAUUUGUGAAGACCAGGGUAUUUAAACUUCAUUCCUCCUUUCCCUCAGAAACGAC
Coregonus sp. 'balchen' is the source of this 13793-nucleotide messenger RNA. The record is from the annotation of a GenBank genome assembly. Lineage: Eukaryota; Metazoa; Chordata; Actinopteri; Salmoniformes; Salmonidae.